Alternaria atra is the source of this 804-nucleotide messenger RNA. RefSeq lists its product as uncharacterized. The record is from RefSeq and is a predicted model, not a curated record. Lineage: Eukaryota; Fungi; Ascomycota; Dothideomycetes; Pleosporales; Pleosporaceae. The transcript has a single exon. Bases 1 to 804 code for a protein of 267 amino acids.
AUGCCCAACAUACCAAAACAGAACGCAAGUCACGAUCCACCCGAAGAUCCCUUUGGUUCCGUCGUUGAUACCGGCACAUGCGGCCCUGUCGAGCUGGAAAACCACACACUCUAUUUCAGUACCGAAAACAACCAGAAUGAAUUUCUCUUAGAUGCCGUGGAAUCUGCAGCGUCGCACGACAGUGAUACAAAGCAUAUCUUUGGAGCUGAGGCAGCUAUUUUCAUGCCAACGGAAAAAGAGAAAGAAAUCCUAAUGGCACCUUACACCCUUGUCACCUACCCUCCAAAACGCGGACAUGGACAAGGAGAAAGGAAACAAGAUCAAGUCGCCCAUAGUAAUACCCAGUAUCUUCCAGACUCUCACCGCGACAUGUGGCUGGCGUGCAGCUGCGACGAUGUAGAACCUCCGGCUAGCUCUAGCGGUGAGGGCAAUGAGGAUAGUAACAUGAGCUCAACGUCCAGCCACACGCUAGGCCGGUCAGAUAGGUCGAGCUCUACACUAGCAGCUGAGGAAGAGGAUCCUCCGUAUGAGGAAAUGGUUGGUUGUGAUGAGGACAAGAUAAACCUGGAUAGCGCUGAACGUGACAGCGAUAGCGGGUAUGAAGGUAAUGAUGAGAGUGAAGAAAGUGGAAGUGAGAUGUCUAGUCAUACGUUGGGACAGUCGGAGGGCUCUAGUCGUACGUUAGGACGAAGCGAGGAUGGGGAUAGCGAGACAGAUAAGGAUGAUGAUGAAGACGAAGAGAUGCAGGAUGAGGAAGAAGGCGAUCUGUUUGCGCAGAGCUACAGGGAAGGUAGCAGGAAGUGA